GAGAGAAAGUUGGGGAGAGAGAGAGAUGGUCUGGUCCCCGUGACGAGCACCGGUGGCCUCUCCCGGAGCCUAUCGUUUCCGGGGGCCCUCCUCCACCUCCUCCUCCUCCUCCUCCUCCGUCCUCGCGGCCGCUCGCUUCCCCACCGCUACUUCCCUCCCGGUAUAAACCCUAUCCCUCUCCGCCUCCGGCCCAUCGCUUUGUCGCGACGCGCGCGCAUCGAUCCCACCGCCGGCGAGGGCGAGCAGUAGCGGCGGCGGCGGCGGCGGCGGGGGCGGAGGCUGAUGGCGACGGCGGUUGGGUCGCAGCCGCGCGCGGCCAUGUGCGGUGCCAGCACAUCGAAGAUUUACACUCUGGAGAAAGUAUAUGGAUUCAGAUUAGUAUGCAGAAGUGUGGUUGAUCUGAGGAGUCAAAAAUUUCAUACACGUGUUUAUAAGAGAAAGAGCUAUUUCAGGAGUUCAGCAUCAGAAUGUGAGAAGAUCAUUCACAGUGCUAGAUGGCUAGAAUUUAGGAGACAGAGGGUAGCAUUUCAGAGAACUAGAAGGACAAUCCAUCUUAUUCCUUUGGCUUCUCAAGAUGAUAGCAGUGGUUUAUCUGUUAACGGAUCCCCACAAGUUGAUUCGGCAAGCGAGAUGGAUGAUAUAAGGGUGAAAUUGGUUAAAGCACUACAAAGCGAGGAUAUAAGCACUGGCCUUGUCCAAUCAAUACAUGAUGCUGCAAGAUCUAUUGAAUUGGCUUUCUUAGAUCACAGCAAAUCAUCAAAAAACUCUUGGUUUCCAAAGGAAUGGCUUGGUGUGGAUAACAAUGAAUGGAUAAAACCACUCUCUUACCAGGCUGCUGUCGGUUCAUUGUUGCAAGCAGUUAUUGAUGUUUCAUCUAGGGGAAAUGGCAGAGAUAGAGAUAUCAAUGUAUUUGUUCAGAGGAGUUUAUCCCGCCUACUUAGUUCUCUAGAGGGUGCUAUCCAAAAUGAGCUGUCGAAAAGGGAACCUACAUUGUACCAGUGGUACUCAUCUGAUCAAAAUCCUUUGGUUGUGAGAACAUUUGUUAACUCUUUUGAAAACGAUCCACGGUUUAACUCUGCAACAGCAAUAUGCCAUGAACGCCAGCAAAUGAAUACUAGUGAAAGUGACCUUUCUCUACUUAUGCUAGGUUUGACAUGUCUUGCUGCUAUCACAAAGCUUGGAUCAACAAAAGUUUCUUGUCAGCAGUUCUUUUCCAUGGUCCCUGAUAUCAUUGGUCGAUUCAUGGAUAUGCUUCUUGAAUUUGUCCCUCUAAGUAAAGCAUAUACCUUGACAAAAGAUAUUGGUCUUCAGAGAGAAUUCCUUUGCAAUUUUGGUCCUCGUGCUGCUGACCCUAAGUUUUCCAGUGAUCGUGAAGUUGAGAUAUCGUUUUGGAUUGAUCUGGUUCAGAAACAGUUGCUACGGGCUCUUGAUCGUGAAAAGAUAUGGUCAAGAUUGACAACAAGUGAAAGUAUUGAGGUUUUGGAAAAGGAUUUAGCAAUUUUUGGGUUUUUCAUUGCUUUAGGCAGAAGUACGCAAACAUAUUUGUCUUCCAAUCAUCUUACCAAUCUGGAUGAUUCAAUCAAUGAUAUUGUAAGGUAUCUUAUUGGUGGGAGUGUGUUAUAUUAUCCACAGUUGUCUUCGAUUAGUUCUUAUCAGCUGUAUGUGGAGGUAGUUUGCGAAGAGCUCGAGUGGCUUCCAUUUUACAGUGGUGAUGUGCCAGCUGCAACAAUUGAAGGUAGAGAGGAUGUGCAUAAAGGAGAAAUAAUAUCAAGAGUGCUAAAUGUGUGCUCUUAUUGGAUGACUAGUUUUAUAAAGUACAGCUCAUGGCUUGAGAACCCUUCAAAUGUAAAGGCAGCCAGAUUUCUGUCCAAGGGGCAUUCCAUGUUGAGUGAUUGCAUGAAGGAACUGGACUUAACAAAGUAUGAUAUGCCAAAAGACCAAACCUUUCCAGAAGCCAAAGAACACUUGGUUGCUAGGACAGAGCUAGCCUCUUUUGACAAGUCACUUGAAAGUGUUGAGGAAGCUUUGGUUAAGUUAGAAGAUUUGCUCCAAGAAUUGCAUCUCUCCAGUUCCAACUCUGGUAAGGAGGAUCUAAGGGCUGCAUGUUCUGAUCUUGAAAUGAUUAGAAGGCUGAAGAAAGAGGCUGAGUUUCUUGAGGCUUCCUUUCGAGCAAAAACAGAAUUUCUUGAGGCUGAUGCUAGUAGCAGACCAUUAUCUCCUGCUGUCGAGGAAGGCCGUGGAAAGACAGCUAGCAAUGCUAAUGAGAGCUCAACACCACAAAAACCAGCAAACAGAGUGGAGAACAAACGUCGUCCAAUUUGGGACCUCUUUGGUAGGCCUUCUGGAAGGAGAGUUCAGCUUGUCCAACAAACUUCAGAUCAAAAUGUUUCUGUCGCUAAUGUGGAUAACAAAGACACACAAUCAAAUGAUAUCCUCCGGUUUGAACAGUUAAGACGUGAGCUGAUUGAGUUAGAGAAAAGAGUUCAAAAGAGCGCAGAUAAUGCUCAAAAGGAGGAGACAUAUGUCGCAAAUGAAACAUUGGAUUCUUCCGUGUCAUCAUCUCCUGUAUCAAUGCCUUCUGGUCCAGCUAGCAAGAAAGAAAAUGUUAUUACCAAAUCAGUAGAGAAGGUUAAGGAAACCACGACGACUGUUGUGCAAGGGACACAGCUCUUAGCAAUUGACACAGGAGCUGCUAUGGGUUUGUUAAGAAGAGCUCUUAUUGGGGAUGAACUAACUCAUAAGGAAAAGCAGGCUCUUCAAAGAACCCUGACAGAUUUAGCCUCUGUUGUUCCUAUAGGAAUACUCAUGCUUCUGCCAGUAACUGCUGUUGGGCAUGCUGCUAUUUUGGCUUUCAUCCAGAGAUAUGUGCCUUCCAUGAUCCCAUCCACCUAUGCUCCAGAGAGGUUAGAUCUCCUCAGGCAACUUGAAAAAGUGAAGGAAAUGGGAGUUGCUGAAGGUAGUAGUGAAGAAAUGGUAGAGGCUGUAAGUUCGAGAGGUGACCAAGUGAAAUAGGCAAACCAUGUACAGACGGAAACAAGUAUACUUCUUGUUUUGGAACAAGACAGAAGAUGGUUUCAUUUCGUUUAUAGAAGAUUCUUUCAGUGACAUGCUGAUAGAAGUGAACAUAAAGGAAAAAACUGGAGUUUUACCAAACAUUGCAACUGUGUUCGUUGAAGGAAGAUCCUUCAGAAGUUGCACUUUGGAAGAUUGUUUUCAUACUUCAUAGUGUACAAGGGCGCCGUGUGCCCAUUCAACAUAGAAGAAGGUUAUCCAAAGUUCCUCUUGGAUAAUGUCUGUAGGGUAGAUAUUUGGCUGAUGAUUUGUAUAUCUAGCUGAGAUUGGUGUAUCAACUCUCCAAAUGUAAAGAGACAGGCCUGAGUGGUGGCUUAUCGGUCCGUGAUCCUAGGUCAUGCAGUGAUGCACGACUCUGCUGUCAGCUUAUGGGCAAUUCAGCAGCAAAAGAUUGAUGCUGGUGGCGCACUGCUACAUCCAAUAGCACGUAAAGACUUUUGUGCUCUUGUAGUCUA
This is a messenger RNA of Oryza sativa Japonica Group (Japanese rice), 3527 nucleotides long. RefSeq lists its product as uncharacterized. Gene Ontology annotation, cellular component: mitochondrial inner membrane. The record is from RefSeq and is a predicted model, not a curated record. Gene Ontology annotation, biological process: intracellular monoatomic cation homeostasis. NCBI's taxonomy places the organism in Eukaryota, Viridiplantae, Streptophyta, Magnoliopsida, Poales, Poaceae.